CGACAACCUCUCAGCAGCAACACCGUCGUCGCCAACCCGCAGUCCAUAACCGUCGUGAUGGCUCAGGAACGCUCCGGAAUCGUGGUCGGCCUCAACAAGGGUCACACCACCCCUCUUAACACCCCCAAGACCCGGAUCAGCCGUAAGAAGGGCCAGUCUUCCCGCCGUACCGCCUUCGUUCGUGAGAUCGCCCGCGAGGUUGUCGGUCUUGCCCCCUAUGAGCGCCGCAUCAUCGAACUCCUGAGAAACACUCAGGACAAGCGCGCUCGUAAGCUCGCCAAGAAGAGGCUCGGUACCUUCGGCCGUGGCAAGAGAAAGGUCGAGGACAUGCAGCGGGUCAUCGCCGAGGCCCGUCGUGUUGGUGCCCACUAA
This is a messenger RNA of Aspergillus saccharolyticus JOP 1030-1, 372 nucleotides long. RefSeq names its product 60S ribosomal protein eL36. The coding region runs from base 58 to 372 and encodes 104 amino acids. Gene Ontology annotation, molecular function: structural constituent of ribosome. NCBI's taxonomy places the organism in Eukaryota, Fungi, Ascomycota, Eurotiomycetes, Eurotiales, Aspergillaceae. The record is from RefSeq and is a predicted model, not a curated record. Gene Ontology annotation, cellular component: ribosome; cytosolic large ribosomal subunit. The transcript is spliced from 3 exons. Gene Ontology annotation, biological process: cytoplasmic translation.